Messenger RNA from Sipha flava (yellow sugarcane aphid), 2725 nucleotides. RefSeq lists its product as uncharacterized. The coding region runs from base 1752 to 2636 and encodes 294 amino acids. The transcript is spliced from 2 exons. The record is from RefSeq and is a predicted model, not a curated record. Lineage: Eukaryota; Metazoa; Arthropoda; Insecta; Hemiptera; Aphididae.
AGAUACGAAUAUCACACGUGAAAUAAAUUAAUCGUAAAAUAAAAACCAACCAAUAACUAUGAUAACAAAAUUGCAUUGAACGAUAACGCAUCAACACGAAAAGCAAUGACGAUUACGAUAAUUAUAUUAAAAUGAAAUAAUAAAUACGAACGCGAAACAUGUCUCAUAGCGCAAUGAUAAUUCCCACUCAAUAUCCUAUUCCCCUUGCACACCGUGCCUUGAAAAACGAGACGCUACAACGUGUCGUCUCAUAAUAUUAAUUUUUAUAUCUGUAUUUGGAUGUUUAUAGAAUAAACUACUACGCCACAACGGACGACAGCUCGCGUGUACGGUCUCGCAACUAAUCUAUUUUAAGAAUACUAAUACGGUAUGGCACAAAAGUAAAACUAUGAUAAAUAUUGAAGUUAUGUAUGUUAUAUAAAAAUAAAUAAAAUAUAAUAAAACCAAAUUAUGUAUCCGUAUUAAAAGUGGGUAUACAUUGUUUUAUUGUCUCCUUUGACGCUUCGCCACUGUUUAAAUGUUAUUAUAUAAAAGUUUGCUUAAUUAAUUUUCGUUUUUAUUCAAGUUAUUUUGAUAUGUUUUGCGAGGAUGAUAUACAAAUCGUUGCAUACAUAAGUGUCCAGAAAGGGGGGCAAAACGGAGCAUUUGCCCUCCCCUGAAAAAAAUUAAUUGAACAGUUAAUAACAAGGUUUGCAAUUGAACAACUACGAAGGCUUAAGUUUUUAUUUAAUAACGGCUAGUGUGUAUAGUUCUGACAUAUUUUAAUGUUUGCUAAAAAUAUAUUUUUUAAUAUUCUUUUUGGUGUUUGAUUUAAUUAUCCGCCCCCCCCCCCUGAUAAAUUUCCUGCGGACGCCCAUGUUGCAUGUACUUUCAUUAUUAUCGAGGGCGAAGAAAAAAUUUACUAACGGAGAAAACGAUUUUGGGUACGCCCAAAACUUCGAAGUAAAGAAAAAUAUGGUUAAAGUGACAAUGAAGGUUUUAGACGAAUUGAAUCUCUAAUACAGACCUGGAUGUUAUUUCUAAUUUUUUUUUUCGAGUGAAGAGUAUUAAUUUUAACAAUCAACUGCUCAAAAAAUAAAGAAGGAAGCGCCAUUUAGAAGAGGUAUUUCUGCCGAAGAACGACUGGCAGUUACGAUUCUAAGCUACGGGAGAUUCGUACCAUUCGUUAAGUUUCAUUAUUGUUUUAUAUGUUAUAUUAUUAUAUCAUUCAAUUUUUGUGUUAGAGAAAAAACAAUCUGUGGUGGCAGAACCAUUUACUUUUAUGUAUUUGAUCAGUUCUUAUGCCAGACUGUCUACUAUCUCUUUUUUUUUUAAUUCGCGUGAUAAAUAACACGCCAAAUUUUUUCCCUACCUCUUUUUUCCAAAAUCAACUGCAAUUUUCAUUAUCACGUCCAUUCUUUUAUUUCUAUUUUUAUAUUAUUUUAAAUGGCAGAAACUAAUCAAACAACCCAACGCGCUACGACAAUUAAAUUUUAAUAAGAGCCAAUUGUGUAGUCAAUUUGCACGUACAUAUUAUUUAUUCUCAUUAGCUUUCUUUGAAGUAGUCUGACACUCGAGCGAUAUCUAUUGGCAUGCCGUUUGGCACGAAUUUGUCAGCUGGCAUAUGCCAAUGGCCACGCCUAUACCUUUUUGGCUAUGUCAACUGACUUUAAGCGACAUAGUGUGGAUGCAGCUUAAGCGGGGACGUGCCAAUUGGCAAUGCCAUUGUCUUUCUAUGAACACAGCACACACUAAACGCUUAUAUUGAACGCAUGUUAUUUUGUUUUUCUUUUCGUUUUUUAUCAAAUAUUAUGCAGUGGUCAAAUGAAAAAGUUCUAACAUUGAUAAAACUGUAUCGCAGUCGUCCCUUUCUAUGGGAUUGUAAAUUAAAAGAUUACAAGGAUCGCAAUAAAAAACAUGAUGCUUUCAUCGAAAUUGCUACAAAUUUUGGAGUGGAAAAAGUAGAAAUCGAAAGAAAAUUAAAUAAUUUGAUCCGUCAUCUUUCACGAGAAAUAAAAAAAGAAAACGACAGUAUCGAAUACCAUAAAUCUGGAAGUGGAACUAAAGUGUAUAAGAGCAAAUGGUUUGCUUAUCAGAGUAUGAAGUUUCUGAAAUACAAAAAUCGCCCAAAAGAAAUGACAGACAUACAGGGUCCAUUUAAUCUCGCGGCUAUUGAGCCAGAUGAAACUCUUCAAAAAGUGGUGGAAAAUGGUAACAAUGUAUCAAUUCAAUCAACAUUUAUGCUACAAGGAAAGAAGCGGUCAUUAAGAUCCACAAAAUCUCAAAAUAAAGCCAAGUAUUCGGUAAAAGAUGAAUUACUCGCUAUUAUGAGAGACAUACAAGGAGAGAAAUCUGUGAGAGACCAAUAUGCCUUAUUUGGAGAGCAAGUAGGUAUGCAAAUACGUGAUCUUCCAACGCCGUAUAGUAGAAAAGUUGUGAAACAAAUAAUUAACACAGUAUUAUUUGACGCUGAAAUGGGAAAAUAUGAUUAUCCAUCUACCAUUUCUUCACAGCCAUAUCCAGAACCACAUCUGUACGCGAAUUUCGGAACUCAAAUUCCCAGUAAUCCUCUACCUUUUCCAUCUCCUAGCAAAAUUUCCACACCAAUGGUGAGUCCUGCUUCAUUAAUAGAUGGACCUGGUACUAAUGAUAGUUAAUAAAUCGAUAAUCUUUAAAUGGAAAUUUAAACUUAUUUUAAACAAAUGUAACUAUUUUUAAUUAAUAAAUACGUUUAUACGUACAAAUA